UGAAAUUGAAAUUCAGUAACAGAAGUAAACACUUGUGCAAGAGUGCAGACGACGAUCUCGGUCUGUUUAGGGCUGUUGAUUUCGGUCGAUUGUGAAUUAUGAUUGGUAGUCGGAGAUAUAGUUACUCCCAGGAGAAACGUAAUGCAAUUGGCGUUCACCAUGUUCAAGUUGGGAGGAGGAGUGAUGUUGGGGCUGGGCUUGGCCUUCUUGUAAGGCUGUCUCCACUUCUUCUUCUUCUUCUACCAUAUGCCUUGAAUCUCUUCCUGCUCAAGGACAAAUCACUCAGUAUUUUACUUUGGAGCUGUCUUUUCUCUUCUUUCAUUGUCAUAUUGUUGAUUCGGAAGCCAGUCAAGAAAGAGUCUAUCAUAAUCCUGCCAGCUUUUGGAGUUCAACUCGAGACUCAUUAUUUAAGUGGAAAGGUUUUCCGCCACUUUAUUCCCAUUGAAAAGAUUCUGAAACCCGUGCUGCUAGAAUGUUUGACCCCAACUACUUGUUACUGGAGCUUGGCUCUGAUGAUGCGGGGGGAAGAGGAACUGAUGUUGUUAUUCAAGGAAUUACGUCCACCAUUGAAGAUUUUAGUCCCCAUCUGGAAGGCCUUGAAGAAUGUCCCGACACUUUUUACAGAAGAUGGUCAACAAUGUUGAAGGACUUUUAUAUCAAG
Messenger RNA from Tripterygium wilfordii, 661 nucleotides. RefSeq lists its product as uncharacterized. The transcript has 5 exons. The record is from RefSeq and is a predicted model, not a curated record. Gene Ontology annotation, cellular component: glycosylphosphatidylinositol-N-acetylglucosaminyltransferase (GPI-GnT) complex. Bases 99 to 644 code for a protein of 181 amino acids. Gene Ontology annotation, biological process: GPI anchor biosynthetic process. NCBI's taxonomy places the organism in Eukaryota, Viridiplantae, Streptophyta, Magnoliopsida, Celastrales, Celastraceae.